AUGCACUUCCAUGCUCCAAGUCGUCGGGACAGAGCCAUUUCGCCAACAAUCAGUAUGGGCAACGGUGGUACAUACUGUCAGGGAAAGCGGUGAAGCGAAGAUGUGGAGGAGGCAGAGGAGGAGGAGGAGGCAGAGGAGGAGCGGGAGGAAGAAGUGGUCACAGUUUGCCAACAAAAUGUACCACUGUAUUCCACCUUGACACCACCCAACCACAUGCUUCAAUCGACACUCUCAAAAACUCGUUACAUCGUUGUGGCCGUGGUGCCUUAUCGUGCCUCCGCCAUGCCGCCGAGAUCUCACGCACCCCCGGUAGCAGCAGUCCAGUGGUUUGUGCAACUCACUGCACUACGCAACUAGGUCAUAUUCGAAAUCCCUGCAACGCCACCUGUACUAGACUCGUGCUCAUUAGUAGUCAGCACCGUGAGAAGACGUUGACGAAGCGAAUGCCGCAGUAA
Molecule: messenger RNA, 455 nt
Organism: Mesocestoides corti
Lineage: Eukaryota; Metazoa; Platyhelminthes; Cestoda; Cyclophyllidea; Mesocestoididae
Source: the annotation of a GenBank genome assembly